AUGGUGGAAGGACCCGGAGCGCGGCGGCCCGGCCGCGGUGGGGGCGGGGUGGGCGCGUGGCGCCCCCGCGACGCUGCGCUCCCUGAGCGCGGAGCCGCCGGCGACCCCCCGAGGGCGGCCGGAGGCGGCGGCAGCGGUCCGCGGCUGGGCGCUCCCGACGCCUCGCGUCGCGGUGCUGGCCGGGGCCGGGGAGGGGCGCGGGGUCAGGUAGAAGCCUUACAGGAAACCGGACGUCCGAGCUCCCCGCAUUCGGAGCCGGCGAGCUGGCAAAAAGUAUACUUGAAAGAAAGACCAGUCUUAGAAGACCAGCGUGCAUUAGGUGUUGAAGAGUGCCUUGAAGGUCGAAGGGGACAAUGGCUGUUUUACCUUUUCCUGCUGCAUUUGGCUCUUGCUUUCUGUGGUGAGCUGUAAAUUUACCAUAAUUUUCUUUUGACUUUUUUCUUUGACGUGUUGU
Molecule: messenger RNA, 454 nt
Organism: Acinonyx jubatus (cheetah)
Lineage: Eukaryota; Metazoa; Chordata; Mammalia; Carnivora; Felidae
Product: translation initiation factor IF-2-like
Exons: 2
Coding region: 1-411 (136 amino acids)
Source: RefSeq, a predicted model, not a curated record